GGGCAGUCGAGAGCUGACUCGGGAGAUAUCACCACUCAGUCUCGGUCUGCACUUUCUUCUCGCCACAGCGCUCUGACCAGAGUCUUAGGCUCCGUAUCCUUCCGUCGCAUGCUGAAUCCAUCUUUUCAACGUCUUGAAGUUGACGAAAAGAUUUAUCGUCCCUGUAGUCCGUUCCCGGAGCGGGACGCGGCCCUCAAACGCUCUGCCAGGACUCACGACACGUGGUGAUACGGCCAUUGAGAUGAUCACCACCGCACACUGGAACGAGCUCGACGUCAUCUGAGCCCACGACUCGCGCUUGUAUACGCCUGCUCAUCGCCCUGUAAUCCAUUCAGCAUCUAUCAACGCCAGGAGUCACGGUUUCUAAUCCGGCUAGUCGCCCAGCAUGGCCUUCUCUGAUCCGGAAACGCGCGGGACACCACUCUUGGUGCGGGAUGGCACGAACAUCGACAGACGGCAGUGCAGACGAGUCGUCCCGAUGAAGGUUUUGGUGCUGGGUCUCUGUCGUACAGGAACAACGUCCGUACGAGCGGCUCUGAGAUCUCUGGGAUAUCUUGAAACAUAUCACAUGCGGGCAGCCAGCACCGAGACACCACGUGACUGCGAGCUGUGGAUGCAGGCCAUCAAGGCCAAGUGGGACGGGGAGGGGAAGUUCGAAAAGGAGGACUGGGACCAGCUCCUCGGCCACUGCCAGGCCGUGUGCGACCUGCCCGCAGCCGCAUUCGCACCAGAGCUCAUAGCUGCGUACCCCAAGGCCAAGGUCAUCCUCACGAUGCGUGACCCCGAAUCGUGGCAUAAAUCCACGGCCAAGACCAUAUACCACAGCAUCAGCGACCCGACAGCCCAGGUGGUCUCCCACUUCGACUGGGCCUUCUCGCUCUACCGGCCUAUGCUGCUGGCCCUCUGGGAGCGACUGUUCGAGGGCGACUUUGAGAACCGCGGCGUCGAGGUGUUCAAGAGGCACUACGACCAGGUCCGGGAGCUCGUGCCGGAGGACCGCCUUCUCGAGUAUGAUGUGAGCCAGGGCUGGGGCCCGCUCUGCGAGUUCCUGGGCGAGGAGGCGCCCCACGCCCCGUUCCCUUUCACCAACACCAUCAGUGAUUUCCAGAGGGGCUUCCGGGGCCGCAACACGCGCAAGAUCAGGGGCGCUGUCAUCCAGGCUGUCUUGUUGGUGCUGGCCAUGGCGUGCAUCUGGAUUAGCUUUGGGUACAUCGCCAAGUGGACUGAUCGGUUGUGAGGGUUGUCGUUGAUGGAUUGGCCUGCUACGCGGGGGUGAGUCGAGGUUGGGAUGCUUGCAACAGACCACGACCAUUAAAGGAUUGGAUGAUGGUCACGAGGUAGAUGAAAGGGAGGAACGAUCCUCGUCAUGAGCUUUCUGCGCCGAGGGUACAUGGGGAACUAUCGAUGGCAUCAACGACGUGCCUCGCAUGCUUGAAGGGUUAAUAGGGAGCUCCAUUCUCCCAGCGGCAGCCUAAUUUGGGAAGGUGUAUUGGCGUAAGAGGUAGGAAUUAUCUGGGCAGCGUUGGAUUUUGGGAUUCUGUUUCUGGCCAAACCUAGCACGUGGAAGUCUAGUGGAAGGUCUGUACUGAUGAACGAUGAAAUUACUCAGCGGCUUGUAUCGGGUGUGAAAGCCCUACUUGCGUGGACUAAGCCAUUGUCCCCGACGCAGAGGCCGAACUACUAGUAGUACUAGUGUUGGUGAGGUUCAAUAUGGACUUGGUCCGGGAUGUCAAACCCGUGGACCCCACGUAAAGAUAGAUCAUGCGGCUGAAGCAUCACAAUAUGGUAGAUUACCCGUCAGGGCUUCUUCUACCGGCUCUCGCAAUCCGAGUCUGCCGUUGAAUCCCGUGCUCACAAAGAACAAAUACUUGAAAGGCAAGGUUGUCAUUUUGAUGCUGCCUAACAAGGGCCGUAG
Messenger RNA from Diaporthe batatas, 1915 nucleotides. RefSeq lists its product as uncharacterized. The transcript is spliced from 3 exons. The coding region runs from base 386 to 1237 and encodes 283 amino acids. NCBI's taxonomy places the organism in Eukaryota, Fungi, Ascomycota, Sordariomycetes, Diaporthales, Diaporthaceae. The record is from RefSeq and is a predicted model, not a curated record.